AUGUCCGACCAGUGCUUCUGUGCUAGCAUCAUGAUUGAGGUGUACAAUGGGUACGAGGUAGCCUACAUGGUUCCCACGUGUGGUUUGAUGGUCGCGGCUUAUCUAGCAGAGGAGUCGCCCUGCUGGCUCAUGGCCACCUACGAGCUGCGCAACGCCGAGCACGUGCUGUCGCGUGCAGCCGGAGCCAACAGAGUCGAGCCGCCGGUCUUCAGGCGCCGGCUGUCGGCGCUCAGGGACGAGAUGUGCAGGCAGCACUGUCACUCGUUCACUCAGCAGGAACAGGAACGCGCCAACGUCACAGUCACGGACCCCGGUGAUCAGUUCUUCCGUUCUACUGGCGACGAACGGAGGGGGGUCCGGCUUUCGGACUUGCUUUCCAACCAGCCCCUGCGCCAGCGGUCGGCCAUAUCUCGGCGCUGCUGGUUCCUGGUGUUUGGAACAUUUGCUCACCUCAGCACGAGUCACAUGAUGCGCACCAGCCAAGGCGCCCGCGCCGCCCUCGUGGUUUUGCGUCUGCCCUGCGUCAUGGCGGACGUCUACGUUCUCACGCGCAACAGCCGGCGCCUCUGCCUCGUCUUCAGCAUGCUGUCCCUGGCCAUCGUCAUGGGCACUCUGUCCCUUGCAGUCUCCUUGGACGCCGCUGACCUCGUCGCCGCCGUUCUAGUCACCUUGGCGUUGCUGAUAUUCGACAUGUCCGCCAUCUCCGCGUUCGUCUUGUCUGCGGAACUCUACCCGACCGUGCUUCGUGGGGCUACGUUCGGAGUCUGCUACAUGAGCGGACGUCUCGGGGCCCUAGCGGCGGUGUUCGUCAACGAGAUCCAGUCGCGGCCGCUACGGGGCGUUGCGUACGCUGUCGCGGCCGCCAUGUUGCUCCUGUUUGGCACGAUGGCGCUCGCACUGCCCGAGACCAAGCAUAUGCCGCCUUCGAACGUGGUUCACGGCAUUAUGGUCAUGGAGGACAAGUGGCAGCUCUAUUCUCCGCUGCGAGUGGCCCGAACCCGACACAAGCGCCGCCAUUCCAAGACGGCGCUACUGGAGAGCGACCGAAUGCGCCGUCGCAGCUCUUCUUUGCUGCGAGAGCAAGCCGCUUUGGGUCGGGACCCAGCGGCCUAUAAAUGA
This is a messenger RNA of Rhipicephalus microplus (southern cattle tick), 1119 nucleotides long. Its product is annotated as solute carrier family 22 member 15-like. NCBI's taxonomy places the organism in Eukaryota, Metazoa, Arthropoda, Arachnida, Ixodida, Ixodidae. The record is from RefSeq and is a predicted model, not a curated record.